AUGCAUAAAACGUAUCAGGAACCUGCCCAUAAUAACAAACUCUUCAUAAUUUUUGUCUUUGGUUUGGGCGGGUUUUCACUGAAUUGCACAUUUCUAUUCAGAACGUGAUAGGGUGAAAUUAAGACCAGUGUUUGCUCACUUGGCUGCGCUGAACCAUUGGAUAUGAGUCACCAAUUCUUAUUUAUUAAUGUUUGUGCAUUGUGACUGCAUAGCGCAUGAUAACAGCGAGAGUUUUUACGCUGAUCAACAAAGUUACCGGUACGUGCCUUUGAGUUUGGGCUAAUUACGAAUUACGCCAUUGUCCGGUAUAUAACUAAGGAUUAACAGCUGUCUGAUUUCGUUGUACUGAAUAAGGGCAAAUAAUUGUCGCUUUAAAUUCUUUCAAGUAAAAGUCAAAGUCAGAGUGAAGUUAUAUAAGAUGAAGCGGCUGUAUUCUAAAGGGUUUUUAGUGUUUUACACUCUCCUUGUGCUGUAUUCAAAAGAUUGUGAUAGUCAAUGUGAUGCCCAAGACUACAUAACAUGGGAACCUGUGAGAAAUGAAUCUGCUUACGACAGGGAUCCAUCAAGUCUCAAUCAACCUGAUGGUAGACCACUAGGUUUUCAGAGUGAUACCAUUGAUUACAUCAAUGAUGCAGGUGCUAAUGCUAGACGACCAUGUGUAACAAUCACUGGAUGUACCAACUCUCAGUAUUUAGAAAUUAUGGUUGAACCAGAGCAACAGUCCAGUAUUUGCACUCAGUCAGAUGUUGCCAAUAGUGAAGCAAUAUGUGGGGAUGGUCAAAUUACCAGUUGUGUUCCAUGUCCUAGUGAAGAGGUGACAUAUCAGUUUUUUUGUCGGGAGAGCUGUGACCAAUUUGCUGUCAGCUUCUGGUUUAGAUUUGUGAUUAGUGAUCCAGAUACACCAGAUCCAGAAGUAUGGUGUCGCGAUCGCAAUACUGAUGAGUUUCCGACCAGUCUGUACAAUAAUAAUCCUAUACCUGUGACUAGAGGUCAAACAACUCCAAAAUCUGGAAGGGGCACAUCACUAAGGGCAACCUUGACCCUGAUUCUAUGUGCCCUAAUAACAGUAACCAUCAUUGCCAAGCAAUAAGGAUCUCAGUGCUAGUUGUAUCAAAUUACUUGACUAUAUGUGAAGAAUUUUUUUUUGAAUUAUUUAUCUAUCAUUAUAUUGAACAGAGGUCAGUUAUAUUCUGCAGUACAUUCAUAUGUAUUUUUUUUUCUUUUGUUGUCUUCUAUUGUUUCAGAUACUGUUGAGGAGAAUAUCAUUUCAUGCUGGUCAUGUUAAAUCUCAUUUCACUAUCUAUAGAAAUGAAGUCACUUCCCCCCCCCCCCCCCAUCAUUCUGAUAUUAUCUUUGUGUGUCAAAGUGAAUGCUAACUUUCAAUUAUUACUCCCUUUCAGAAAAAUAAAUUUCUUUGCUUAAAGUAAUUAUGAACCGUACAUAACAUCUUUAAGUAGAAAAAUGGCGUUCCCUCUAGAAAUUAAGCAAUAUAAUGAAUUGUUGUUUAUAUACUUUUGUUGAAUAGAAUAUGUUCAAUUUAAUGAAAUGCAGUGAUUUAUUGAAUGUUUUUGUAUCAUGGUUUAUCAUAUUUCCUAUAAAACAAAAAGAAUAUUUAAUAUGAUCAAAAUAGUUACUUGCAAUUAUCCAUUUUUGUAUUUGUCUUUCUACUCUCUCAAAUUGCUAUCUCACUAAUAUGACAACAGAAAUUUAUUUAUAUGAUUGUGUAAUUUGUGUUCGUAUUUUUUCUAGCAAAUUCCAUUUUAAGUUAUGCAAUAUAUAGAAGGUGUUUCAUUGUUGGCUUUCAUUAUGUAUUGAUUGUUUUUAGAACCACUUUUCUCAUUUGUUAUUUUAUUUCAUACACUUCAUGAUCAAGGAAGAAUACUUUCAUUUGAUUGUUUAUGUUUUGUGGUUUAUGAUAUGAAUUCAUGGAAUGAAGUAUGUGAUUUUUCAUAUUCUGGUUAGUGUAGUUUUUUCUAGAUUUUUGUAAAUAGUGUUUGGUGAUGUAUUGAGAUUUUUUUUUGCAAAAAGGUAGUAUGGAUUGAAUUAUUAUAAUUAUUUUUUUCUGGGGGCGGGGUUAUCUUCAGGUAGUAGCAAGUAUAAAUUAUGUUAAUUAAUACAAACAAAAUGAAUUAUUCUGGUGCUUCUAUUUAGCCUAUGAAAUAGAUAUAGAAGAAAAAAAAUCAAACUAUCUAGUUGAGAAGAACAAUUUCAGUUAAUUAUUAUUGGUUGAAAGAGAUAAAAGGUUUUACUAUUUUGUCUUUCAACAUUAAUUAAGUUCCCUUUAAUUUUUUCACACAGGAGAAUGACCAUAAAAUGCAGUGCCGAGUCUAAAAAAAUAGAUCUAUAUAAUCACUAGCAUAAGGACCAAAAAAUUUUGAGUGGGGUCAGAUAUUGCAUCUAGGGCUAAAUUUUUUAAAGAGAUGCGAGCUAGCAAAGUUUUGACCUUUUUACAAAAAUCUAAUUUUGCUAUAUAUUUUUAGUACUUCUCAGAAAAUGAUAUUAUAAUUCACCCUUUUCCUUCUAUUUCUCUUUUUUCUUCUUGGUCUGGAAACCUUCCAUAUGUAUUACAUUGAACUGUAUAUAAUAUAAAAAUAUAUCACCCAUCAAUCAGGAAAAAUAAAGUCACUAAUAAUUAUGAAAAUAACCUCAAUGAACCUCAUGUGGCAUUCUAAUAUUCGAGGACAAUCAUUUGGGAACAUGAAAGAUGUAGAGGAUAAUAACAUUAAAAGUUAACUUGCAAGUUGCCUGUAGGUCUACAGUAUAUACUGUAUAUCAUAUUGAAAACCAGUAUUUGAUUACAGUUUAACAUGGAAACCCUUGCUCACAGUGAUUGGUGUAAAUGUAUAUUACAUUCUUUGGUUUAAAGAGUCUGUUCCUCAUCUUAUUAAUCAUAUUCAUAUGGUAUAUGAUAGUUACAAAGGCAGAUGUGUAUCAUUAACACAUAUGUCAAAUGUAUUAGCAAAACUAAUGCAUUUUCCUUACUUUCCUCAUUCAAAUUUGUGUAUUUAUCAAAGACACUUGGAUUUCAUCAAAUUUCAAAGGUCCAAGCUCAAUAAUAUUUUUGUUUCAUUAUGCCCUCAAGUUUACUUACUAAUGUUAGGUGCCCACAAACAUGACCUGCAUCAUGGUUGUAAUCUUACAUUAAUCAGACAAUUAUCCUGUGAUCAUAUCAGAUCGAGAGGUCAGCAAUGGCGGCCAUGGUGGGGAUGAUGAUUGUAGAAAUAACAACAAAUGAGUACCAUUUUUAGGACGAAAUUAUACUUUUGAGGCAUGAAUAUGUAGAAUAACUGUAUGCAAAACUUUUGAUGAAUUAUGUUAUUGGCAAAAUGUCAGUGUAAAGAAUAUUUUGUACAAAGGAAUAUUUCUAUUAACAUUUAUAUUGAAAAUAUACAAUAUAUUCUCUUA
Lytechinus pictus (painted urchin) is the source of this 3405-nucleotide messenger RNA. RefSeq lists its product as uncharacterized. The record is from RefSeq and is a predicted model, not a curated record. Bases 419 to 1090 code for a protein of 223 amino acids. The transcript is spliced from 6 exons. Lineage: Eukaryota; Metazoa; Echinodermata; Echinoidea; Temnopleuroida; Toxopneustidae.